CUCAAUUCCAUUAAUCCAGAUGAUUUCUGCAUAAAGGGAGGAAAAUGCAUUCGGCUCAUAUAAUGUGCUUUGGGCAUUGGUGUAUAUAUAGAAGUUACGCGAGACUUCUGUGUUCGUCUUUUAUUUUGAUAUGCUUGAUUGUUUCUUGAAUUCGUGUAUUUAAAUUUUAUAAGGCCUGAAAUUUCAAUUAAGUGCUUUUUUACAAAGUACCGCUCAGACUCAAUUCAGUACCGUGCUGUGAGCGCCAUGUAAAAAUUGUCCUCCUAUUUGAUUGGACAAAAUCCCACCAACGCUGCAGCCAAUGGGUGAAUAGAGUGUUGCUAUAAGAGAGACGCUCCGCUAGUUCGUGUUAUUCUUUCUUCUCUUAGAACAAGAUUGAAAAUGAGUGGGCGGGGUAAAACCGGUGGUAAGGCAAGAGCGAAGGCUAAGACUCGUUCAUCGAGGGCAGGACUGCAGUUUCCUGUAGGUCGCGUUCACCGAUUGCUGCGUAAAGGAAACUAUGCCGAGCGUGUUGGUGCCGGUGCUCCAGUUUAUCUGGCUGCUGUGCUCGAGUAUCUGACUGCUGAAAUUCUGGAGCUGGCUGGUAACGCGGCCCGCGACAACAAGAAAACUCGCAUCAUUCCCAGACAUCUGCAGCUGGCAGUGCGUAACGACGAAGAGCUGAACAAACUGCUUGGAGGCGUCACUAUCGCCCAGGGCGGAGUAUUGCCCAACAUCCAAGCUGUUCUGCUCCCCAAGAAAACUGAGAAAGCGGUCAAGGCGAAGUAAUUUUUGCAGCGCUUUAAUGAGGACCAUUCACCCAAAGGCUCUUUUAAGAGCCACCUACAUUUGUGUGAAGAGCGCAAAGCAUCCGUUUUAACUUGCAUCUGUAUGAUCCUUGAAUAGGUUUGUGCCGUACAGUGCCGCUGCGUCAUUCGUAUGUAAUUUUAAAGUAGUCUUCGGGUUCUGGGGACCAUUGUGUGCUGGUUGCCCAAAACGCACGUGUGACCAGAACUUUUCUGCAAGAUUUGACGAACAUUCUAAUGACAAAAAGGGAAACUGGUUGUGUAUUAGCAUCACUGUAAUUAAAUUGCGGAAACCAGAUGUAAAAUGAUAAUGGGAAAUGUCUUCAUUAAAAGGGUUACUGUUAUCAAAUUGUAACGGCCUUGUAAAGGAAACCAACUCUGGACCUACUGAGUUGGAAUGGGCUGAAAUCGAUGUUCAGCUUUUGUGAUUUCUAGAAGAGUUUUUUUUUAAAUGUAAUUUGUUUUAGUAUGUACGUCCUUUGUUGAAGUAUUGUGAAAUGUUUUAUAUAAUCAAUAAAGCUCUUUAAAGAACCCCAAACGAUUGGGGUUACCAGAA
This is a messenger RNA of Anguilla rostrata (American eel), 1341 nucleotides long. RefSeq names its product histone H2A. Gene Ontology annotation, molecular function: protein heterodimerization activity; structural constituent of chromatin; DNA binding. The transcript has a single exon. Gene Ontology annotation, biological process: heterochromatin formation. Bases 382 to 768 code for a protein of 128 amino acids. Gene Ontology annotation, cellular component: nucleosome; chromatin. NCBI's taxonomy places the organism in Eukaryota, Metazoa, Chordata, Actinopteri, Anguilliformes, Anguillidae. The record is from RefSeq and is a predicted model, not a curated record.